Molecule: messenger RNA, 2814 nt
Organism: Erythranthe guttata (spotted monkey flower)
Lineage: Eukaryota; Viridiplantae; Streptophyta; Magnoliopsida; Lamiales; Phrymaceae
Source: RefSeq, a predicted model, not a curated record
AUGUACGACUUGGUUGAGAAAUACAUGAUACACGGCCCGUGCAGUCAUGCGAAUUUGAAUUCACCUUGCAUGAAGAAUGGCGUUUGCACGAAAAGGUUUACAAAGAAGUUUGCACAGCGAACUGAGGCUGAUGAUGAUGGUUACCCUAGCAAGUCAAUAAAGUACCUGUUCAAGUACGUCAACAAAGGACACGAUCGUGUCACAACAACAUUUUUUCAACCUCCGUCUAUGGACGCCGCUUCUGUUGUACGUGAUGAAAUCAAGAUGUACUAUGAUUGUAGAUAUUUAUCUACGUGCGAGGCGAUGUGGAGGAUUUUGGCAUUCGAUAUACACUACAGGGAUCCCCAUGUCACUAGAUUGAGCUUCUAUCUCUCCGACAAUCAGCCGUUGAUAUUCAAUGAGAACCAACCUUUAAAGAGUGUCCUGGAAUGUCCAACAGCAAAGCAAACUAUGUUUUUAGCGUGGUCCGAGGCGAACAAAAAGUACCCACCAGCUAGGGAAUUACGGUAUGGAGAGUUUCCCCUGCAUUAUGUGUACAAGGAGGAUUCUCGUGUAUGGGUGCCAAGAAAGCAAGGGUUUUCUAUUGGAAGAAUUACCACUGUACCCCCGGGAAAGGGAGAAGACUUUUAUUUGAGAUUGCUGCUCAACAUCCAGAGAGGGUGCACCAGUUACGAAGACAUACGAACGGUUAGUGGCAAUGUUUACGCGACAUUUAAGGAUGCAUGCUAUAUUUUGGGGCUGCUUGAGGAUGACAAGGAGUACAUUGAUGCAAUCAAAGAGGCGUACGGUUGGGCAAACGGCCAGUUUCUCAGACUGUUGUUUGUUGUUAUGCUGAUUUCUAACAGUUUGAGCAGAGCGGAAUAUGUUUGGGAGAGUUGUUGGUCGAAUUUGUUCGAUGACAUUAAAUACAAGCACCAAAGGCGCCAUAAUAAUCCAGGUUUGACUCUAUCAGAUGAUAGUUUGAAGAACUAUGCGUUGAUUGAAAUCGAGAAAAUUCUACAAAGCAACGGCAAGAGCUUGCGGAAUUUUGACUCUAUGCCAAUGCCACUACAUUCGUCAAAUGACACGGAGAAUCGAUCAGUGCUCGAUGAGUUGGACUACGACGUUAUUGCGAUGGCUGAAGAACUAAAACCUUAUCUAUUUUCUAUCACAGACGAGCAGAGAAAGGUUUACGAUAUCAUCAUGGAUGCUUUAUCGAAAAAUAGCGGCGGGAUGUACUUCCUCUAUGGUCACGGAGGAACCGGAAAGACAUUCAUAUGGAGAACGUUGUCUGCUGCAAUUGGUUCCAAUGGAGAAAUAGUUCUUAAUGUUGCUUCGAGUGGCAUAACAUCUUUGCUGCUUCCCGGUGGCCGAACCGAUCACUCCAGAUUUGGACUGCCCAUCAUUGUGCACGAUGGUUCCACGUGCAACAUUACACAACAGAGUCCGCAGGCAGAAUUGCUUAUAAAGUCGAGACUUAUUAUAUGGGACGAGGCCCCGAUGAUGCAUACAUACUGUUUCGAAGCGCUAGACAAGACGAUGCGAUCUAUCACGCAUGUUCCCAAACCGUUCGGCGGCAAGGUGGUCGUUCUUGGCGGAGACUUCAGACAGAUUUUACCUGUUGUGCUGAAGGCAUCAAGGGAAGACAUUGUUCACGCUACGAUCAACUCAUCUCAGCUUUGGAAAGACUGUACGGUUCUUAAGUUGCAUACGAAUAUGAGGCAUCAAUCAAGCUCUAAUCCAUCUGAAGUUGAAGAAAUAAAGGAGUCUGCUGAUUGGAUACUAAGUAUCGGUAAUGGGGAGGCGGGAGAGAAGAAUGACGGUGAAGCUUCCGUUGAGAUUCCUGUGGACAUGCUAAUUCCCGAUUGUGAAGAUCCAUUAUUGGAGCUAUUGCAGUUUGUGUAUCCAGAUUUGUUGAGUAACAUAUCAAAUCCAGAUUAUUUCCAAGGGAGGGCAGUGCUUGCACCGACUAAUGACUGCGUGGAGUCUGUCAACGACUACUUGUGUUCUCUCCUACCCGGCGAAGAGAUGUUGUACUUCAACGCGGAUAGUAUGUGCAAGGAUGAGUUGAGUUCGGAAGAAAAUGCUGAAAUAUAUUCGACCGAAUUCCUCAACACCGUGUCUUGCUCCGGACUCCCUUCACAUAGGCUUAAAUUGAAGGAAAAUGUUCAUGUUAUGCUUAUACGAAACAUCGACCAGGCGAGAGGCCUUUGCAAUGGAACCAGACUUCAAGUUGUUAGGAUGGGAGUUCAUGUUCUUAGCUGCAAGGUUCUAUCCGGCAAAAAUAUCGGUGAUGUUGUUUUCAUUCCUCGGAUGACGUUGGUCCCAUCGAACUCUACUUUGCCCAUUAAGUUCCAGAGGCGACAGUUUCCGUUGAUGGCUUGCUUUGCAAUGACCAUCAACAAAAGUCAGGGUCAAACACUUUCACACGUCGGUUUGUAUCUACCCAAACCUGUAUUCAGCCACUGUCAGUUGUACGUUGCACUCUCGAGAGUGAAGAGUAGAUCUGGCAUAAAGAUCCUAAUCAUGUCUGAAUCCAGUGAAUCAUCGAGUUCUGCUAGCAACGUGGGGUACAAAGAAGUGUAUUUGCAAGUGAUUUUUUUCUCUAGCAUAUCCGGUAUAGUCGCUUUUGGCAAGCUUGUAGUUCUUGGAGGGGACUUUCGGCAAAUUCUGCCAAUUGUGUUGAAAGCAUCGACACAAGACAUUGUUCAUGCUACAAUCAAUUCAUCACCAUUGUGGAGACAAUGUAAGGUUAUGAAGUUGAACAAGAACAUGAAACUUCAGUCGGCCUCCUCUUCUGCCAAUGUAGAUAAAAUAAGAGAACUUGUGGAGUAG